This is a messenger RNA of Acanthosepion pharaonis, 3159 nucleotides long. Lineage: Eukaryota; Metazoa; Mollusca; Cephalopoda; Sepiida; Sepiidae. The record is from the annotation of a GenBank genome assembly.
AUGACAUUAAAAGUUGAUGACCAAGGUUUUGUAAAGGUGACCCAUAUCCAGAACAACAGUCCGAUUGGCCGAAAUGGAAUCAUUAAGGUUGGUGACUAUAUUUUGUCAGUCAACAACACAGACAUUGUUGGACAGAGUGACUCUAGGGUGCAGCAAAUUCUGCGGCUUCUGCCACGUGGUCUGAUCAAAGUAGUAGCUUCUGCAGUUCCCAUCUCAGAUUGGAAGCCAUUUACUGAAGAUGCUGAGAAGUCGUCAGUUGGAAGCUCAGGCACAAGUUUGGUCCCUGUUUCUCUUACUACUCCAAUAAAGAUGUCUGACAGCUUCAGCUUGAACUUGUCAGGACGCGGCUUUAAUUCAAAGACAGCAUUAGAAAAGAAGCCAUCAUUAUCUUUCUCUUCUGCUCUUAAUGUAUUCUCCAAAGACCAAUCAUCAGACUCUGCAAAACAAUCACCGCCACCAACUGUCCCCUCUAUUCCAACAUCAACUAAUGAAUCUCGGGUUUCAGCUGGGUUAAUAAGUCCAGUUCCUUUCCGACGAAGUGUGUCAUCUUCAGAUGCUCAUUCAAAAAUUACCAGUUAUCCAGAAGUUUCCUCAGUGGAAUCACAUGUGUGUCUACAAGAAACAAAUGAGAUGGAAGAGAAAGAAAAAACGCCAAUAUCACCAGUUCCAGUGACAAGAACAGCCUCUCUGUUAACGAAAAGAGUGGACAAAGUUGAAACGCCACCUUCACCAGUGUCCCUUCAGCCAUCUACAACUUUGACUGGAAAUGAACAAACAGAUCACGAAGCACCUCUUAUUGUGAAAUCUUCACUUACUCUCUCUUCUGCAGCCAAAACCCUGCCUCAGGAAGAAACUAAAUUGUCAGCUUCUGUAAGCAAUCUAAAAAAGAAGCCUUUGCAUUUUUGCCAAGAUGGUUUGGAGGUGCUUUCAAGCAUGUCAAAUGCUUAUGAAGAGGAAAAAGUGCAGAAUUGUUUGCCGUCAUCAGUUGAAAAGUUACCCGAAGUAAAGUCGGAAAUAGCUAUCUCAUCAUCACCCCAGAGAGCUGUAUUCUCUACCAAAGGUGUGCUUAGUGCAUCUAAAAUAAUAGCUGAAAGGCAAAAACCAACUUCACCAAUCGAUACCUUUUCCUCCUCGCCACUCUUGCCUGAAGUUGGCAAGAAAAGUCCACUUUUGGCUUCUACUGUACAACCAGUUUUGUCAUCGAAAAAUGUGACAGAAAAUUUGGUUUCUUCACCUUCAGCCUCUCAGUCGACUUACUACUUAGAAACAAUGCACAAUGAUUCUGCUCAGACAUCCCCUACCAGUCUCUCCCCUCGCAGAUUUGGUUCAACAAAUAGGAAGCUGCCUGAUAUUUUUCAGGAUUCCAACACAUUCAAAUCUUUGAGUUCACCAACCAGGAAUAAGUCAUUUCUGGAAGAAUUGGCCCCAAGUGAAAGUGUCCCAAUAGAAAAAAAUGUUUUAGAACACGAAGACAAGAAAGUUAAAGAGAUUUCUAAAUUAGAAGUCUCACCAUCACAGACAGUCAGAGCAGAACCGAAAAUGACAUCUGAUCCCAAAUUCAAGAGCCAUAGUAUUGAAAUCAUAGAAAAUGUUCCCAAAGUUGAAGUUGCUGUCUCGCAAUGUAUUAAUAUUGAGCCUACAAAAGCAUCUGCAUUGCUAUCAGAAGUGAAGGCUGAAAAACAAAGUGUACAAGUAAUGGAAGAUGUCUCCAAACCAGAAGUAGCUGUAUCACAGUUUAUUGGUAUUAGACCAACAACAGCUACAGAUUUACCUGAAAAAGUAAAAAAACACCAUGCAGCAGCAGUAGUGGAAGAGAUUGCUAAACCUGAAGUUGCCGUGUCUCAGUUUAUUGGGAUCAAGCCAACAACAGCAUCCGAUUUAUCAAAUGUUAAAGAAUUGAAAGAGAGUAAGGUAGAGUUUUCAAAACCAGAUAAAGAUGCAUCAAAUGUAAAAGAACAGGAGCAGAAGAUUCCAGCUCCCAAAUCUGAAGUUGCCGUUUCAAAAUUUAUUGGCUUGCAACCAACUACAGCAACAAAACUUUCUGAACCUGUGAAAAGUUCACCAGCUUAUAAUGCCCCCAAAGAGCCAGAAAAACAGUCUCCACGCGACAAAGUCAAACUCACAUCAACAACCCAACCAGAUAUUGUGACAUCAGCUGAAACGGGAAGGCCUGCUCUGUUACGCUACAAAAGUACUGAUGCAACGCUACAACAUGUUCAAUCCCCUCUGCGAAAGAGUAGAAAUGAGGAUAGCCUUCCCACCAUUCAAAAUGAAAAGUCUGGGGCAGCAGGGCGUCGUCGGAUGGAGAAAACUCGACCAAGGAGUGAAAUCUUUUCCAAGGAGAUGCCUGGCAUCUUUAGCAAGAGAAAAUGGUGUAUCAGCACCAAAUCUGGCCAGACUAAUUUUGCAGUACCCUCUGAACCAGAGACAGUUGAUAGGGUUGUUCAGUUAGGGUUGAUUGACGAAGAUGACUUAAGCCAACUGCUCACAAGCGCUAACUUUGCAUUGGACAAAAUGUCAUUUUCAAAUAAUCAUGAAAUCCAUAUCGCAAUUCUGGAGAAAGAUGCAACUGAAAAGAUUGGAAUAAGGCUGAAGAAAGGAGAAAAACAAGAACUUGUGAUCAGUUUAUUAGAGCCAGAUGGUGCUGCCAUAAAACAGAAAUUCAUCCUUAUUGGAGAUUGCUUACUUCUGGUGAAUGGUAAACCUGCUUGGAAUCAGACAGUGAUGGAUAUGAAGGUGUGGCUGCAGACUAUUGAGACAAGGAUCAUCCUUGUUUUGGGUCGACAUCCAUUGGAUGGAGAAGAAAAUGAUUGUGAAUAUAUGGAUAUAAUCUUCCAUAAAACUGUCACUGGAAUUGGUUUCUGCCUGGAAGGAGGGGUCGGAUGUCCCUUGGGAGAUCGGCCUAUCUCGGUGAAGAGGAUUUUCAAAGGUGGACCUGCUGAGAAAGGUGGCCAGCUGAUGGUUGGUGAUGAGAUCCUUAAAGUUAAUGAUAUGGAUUUCCGAAAACAGCGUCAUUUUGUUGCUUGGAACCAUCUUAAGUUCCUGCCUGCGGGUGAAGUCAAAUUGCACAUUUGCCGUCGAAAGAGUCAGAAUGCAGGAAUGAAAGCUGUUCAACUUGAAGCAUCCAGCAAUGAUUCUGAGGCAGAUGUGUCUGCUUAA